Molecule: messenger RNA, 587 nt
Organism: Striga asiatica
Lineage: Eukaryota; Viridiplantae; Streptophyta; Magnoliopsida; Lamiales; Orobanchaceae
Source: the annotation of a GenBank genome assembly
CAUUCUUGGUUACUGCUCGACUUACAUAUUCAUGCAGACAUUCAUGAUCCCCGACACUAUUUUCAUGUCCUUAUUCGCUGGAGCACUUUUUGGUGUCGUAAGAGGUCUUUUCUUUGUUGUCUUCAAUGCAACUGCUGGGGCAUCUUGCUGCUAUUUUCUGUCCAAACUCAUUAGCAUACCUAUUGUCAACUGGUUGUGGCCUGAAAAACACAGAUUUUUCCAGGCUGAGGAGAGAGAAAUUGUUGAAUUGCAUGCUCUUUCUGUGAGUAACACCGACACUGCCAAAACUGUUCAUCAAUUUGGCAUCGCCAAUUCAACUGUUGUUGGCCUCAUUCCAGCUUCCUAUAUUACUAUUAGAGCUGGGCUUGCAGUUGGAGAACUGAAGUUGGUGAAAGAUCUAUACGAUUUGAAGACAUUGGUGGUACUGUUCCUCAUCGGGUCGAUUUUAUUGUUGCCGACCCUUUUGAAGAGGAAGCGGAUAUAUGAUUAAAGCUUGUCCUUUACGAUUCCUCCCGUCUUUUUUUUGAAGAAAGGGGAGUGAUUACCUGUAACAUCAUUUGCUUUUGUAACGGGAAAUUUCAGCAUUA